AUGUUCGAGAUUUUCACUCAAGGAUUCUCCUUCUUGAAUCUUCUCUCUAUUCUUGCUUUCUUCACUACAGUUGGACUCUUCUUCUGUGGAAUUCCAAUAUGCCGACAAAUCUGGAAAAGAAAAGAUACCAAGGAAAUCUCCGGUGCUCCAUUCCUCAUGGGAGUGGUUGGUGGAUGCUGUUGGAUGACUUACGGAUGGUUGAAGAAUGAUGGAACUGUUAAAUGGGUCACGGGAUGUCAAGUGAUUCUCUACACCACUUAUACCAUCUUCUACUGGUGCAUGACCAAGAAGAAGCUGUGGAUCACCCUCAAGGUUCUUGGAGUCAUUGGAAUCUGUACAUCUUUGGUAUUGGGAGUUCACUUCUUCGGAAUGAAGAUCUUCCAUCCUCUCGGAAUCGUUUGUCUCACUCUCAACAUUGCUGACUUUGCCGCUCCUCUUGGAGGAAUCCGAGUUGUGAUCCGUCGUUGGGCCACUUCCACUCUUCCACUCCCAUUGUGCAUUGCCAACUUCUUGGUUUCUUCUGAAUGGUUCCUUUACGGACUUCUCAAGAACGACUUCUACCUGAUCUUCCCUAAUGGAGUUGGAUCUCUUCUCGCUUUCAUUCAACUUCUUCUCUUCGUCGUUCUCCCAAGAAAGCCAGGACAACGUGCUCCAAUCGUCAGACUCUGGUUGUGGAUUCGUGGAGUCAAGGUUGAAGAGACCAAAGAAAUUGUCGCUGAGCUUGGAGAGUGUGAUGAAAAGAAGAUGAACCGCGCCCAGAGAUGGUCUCAAAAAAUCAAGAUGAACGUCUCUACCGUUGCCGAAGAGCUUGAGAAUGUCAUCUACAAUCUACCAACGAAGGAUCAGUUCGCCUAUACCCACAAGAUCGGAGAUGACGAUUCAUCUAGCGAGAAAACCGUCGAGACUCCAGAAGGAAGUAAGAAGACGUCAGUGGUGGAGGCUCCAAAAGUGUCUCCAGUCAUUGAAGGCGUCAAGGAUGCUGAUUUCGAGAGGAAAAUGAGAAAUUCGUUGAGAGCAGCUCAAGAAGCCCGAGAGACUGCUCUUCGAAGAACCAUCAGCUCUCCAGAUCUCUCCGAUUAG
This is a messenger RNA of Caenorhabditis briggsae, 1080 nucleotides long. It is a transcript of the gene Cbr-swt-3, whose product is annotated as Protein CBR-SWT-3. Gene Ontology annotation, cellular component: membrane. The transcript has 3 exons. Bases 1 to 1080 code for a protein of 359 amino acids. The record is from RefSeq and is a predicted model, not a curated record. Gene Ontology annotation, biological process: carbohydrate transport. Lineage: Eukaryota; Metazoa; Nematoda; Chromadorea; Rhabditida; Rhabditidae. Gene Ontology annotation, molecular function: sugar transmembrane transporter activity.